GAACGCCCGUGCUCAGGGGCGGUGGCGCCCCGGAACCCCCCGCGGCCCGCCCGGCACCGGGGAGGGGGGAGCGCCCCGGCCGGGCCGCGGGUGGCUGGCAGGGCAAGAGGGACAGCCCUACGGGUUGACUCCUAGGAGCGGCUGCCGUGAAUGGUAAUUGGAUCCUACAGUUAGGAGGACUCUAAGCUGUGAAUUUUAAGCACGCUGUGUUAUCUGUGUUGUGGCCUGACUUAAGUUUCUAAGGAAUUGCAAUAAUGCUGCUGCAUUUCUGGGGUUUGGUUUGAUUUAUCUUCAGACUUGUUGAGAGACAUAAUACCCUUGAAUGAUUCUCUCAGAUGCAGGCAAAUCUUCAGGUAUUUAAAAGGAGAAAAGGAAGACUACACUGGCAGAGCAUUGCUUGAAGGGUUGAAGAUGACUGGCUAAAUCUGAUUUUUCAUCCAGUCAUAGUUUGAAAUUUCAUUUUUGCAUCAAAAAUACUUUCAGGACUGGCUUGAGUUUUCCGAAUGAUCUGACAUCUCUAUCUAUGGAGCUUUCUGGCCCCCAAAACUCUAAAGGUCCUCAGGCUGUGUCUGAGUGCAGGCUCACCUUGUGUUGUGUCACUGGAACACAGGCACGGCUGCUGAGCUCUGGCCUGGGUGGGCUCAGAGGUGUCUCCCUGUGAACUGAACACAUUCUGUCCUGCCUGCCUGCUCAGGUGUUCCACUGCAUCCCCCAUUCUGCAUGGUGGCAAUGUUCCCUGGUGUGCUGGCUGAGGUCCUGGGGGAAGAAAGCAACCUCAGGUGGCAGCGUAGCAGAAAAUAUCUCUUGCAGCAUAGUCAUGUGAACAAUGCACCGAGAACUGUGGAGUGUCCCCACUGUGAAGCCUAGGGACAAAUCAGUAUGGAAUAUACAAGCACCUGUUGUCCUUGUUCUACCUGAAGAGAGAAAACCUAGGAGGGCUGACAGAAAUGGCCAAGCUUACAUGAAACUCUCACAUUAGAGCAGCAGUGGAUGGUGGACUUCAGAGCAGCUUGCAAAGGAUUUUGUUUUGAAAUUGAGCUUGUCCUUAUUUAGAUGGAGGCUUUUAACUUGAGAGAGGGAAAUCACAUGGUGCUUUUCCUGCCACUGGUCAUUCUCUUGAGGCCUAAAUGCUCCAAAUAAGAUCAAUAGAGGAACAUGUUCAUUUCUCCCUGCUGGUGACAACAGUAUGCUUCCAAAGGAGAAUUCUGAAUGUUCUUGGAAAGUAAGCUCUAUGGGAUGGAACAUGAGGCUACCCAGCUAGAGAAGCAGCACGUGCACAGUGUGUAUGAAAAUACAGCUGCCUACUUCAGUGACCUGCAGACCAAAGCAUGGCCUCGUGUUCGGAACUUCCUGCUGGAACAAAAGCCUGGCAGUCUCGUGGUUGAUAUAGGUUGUGGAACUGGAAAGUAUCUCAGUGUCAACAGUCAAGUGUAUAAUCUGGGCUGUGAUUACUGUGAAGGACUGGUAGAAAUUGCAAAGAAGAAAGGUGAUGAGGUUCUGGUGUGUGACAACCUUAACCUUCCCUUUAGGGAUCAGUGCUUCAAUGCAGUCAUUUCAAUUGGAGUGAUACAUCAUUUCUCAACUAAACAAAGGAGGAUCAAAGCAAUAAAGGAAAUGGCAAGGAUAUUGACACCUGGAGGCCAAAUAAUGAUUUAUGUUUGGGCUAUGGAACAAAAGAAUCGUCGCUUUGAGAAACAAGAUGUAUUUGUUCCAUGGAACAAGGCCUUGUGCUCGCGCCAUUUUUCAGAAUCAAAUCAAUCUGGAGAGAAGGGUGAGUUUGUCCAUAGUGCAAAAGGCCAAGACAUACACCCUGCACAGCUCGUCAUCUCUGAGUGCAGCUGCCAAAACAAUCUGCAGCCAGAAGCGGAUCCAAAACAUCCCCGCAGUGUGGACCGUUGCUUACCCACAGCCUGCUGCAUGAAAAUUUCUGAGGAAGAAAACAGAUUUUACAGUGCUCUAGGAAGAUCUUUCCGCUCAUGGUUUUUCUCCAGAUCACUUGAUGAAUCAGCCCUGAGAAAGCAAAGUGACAAAAUGAAGCACCUGAAACAUGAAGGAGUGUGGGCCAACAGUGCCGUACCCAUCCAGCAUUCACGGCACUGCAGUUUGGAUUUGGGUCACCAUGGGGCACUGUUAAAUGAACAGAGUUUAGAUGAUGAUGAUGACGUGUUUGUGGAAAGCCUGUCUCUCAAAAAGCCACAGUGGUCACCAGCCACAGAUGCACUGAAGGAUUUAAGUUUAAACGGAGGACACCAAAGUGUAGCUCAGAGCAAGGGGGACAGAGCUUCAUUUAUAAAUGGCCCAGUGGAAGACAAGGACUGCAUCUGUGAUUGUAAUAAAGACGGUGCUGGUAAGUCUGAUGCCAGCAAGUUUUUCAAAAGAACUUCAACAACUGACUCCACUGACUCAGCUUUGGAUUCAGCAGUGUCUGUUGGGGACCAAACUGAUGCCAUGUUGGAUACAAAGGCCUUCAUGCGUUAUUACCAUGUUUUUCGGGAAGGAGAGCUGAGUUCUCUGGUAGAAGAGAAUGUGCCUGAGCUUCAGAUACUUUCUUCCUGCUAUGACCAUGGGAACUGGUGCAUUAUUGCAGAGAGAAGAGGAACAUAGCUAUAAAGAGAACAAAGCAGAGUCCAGUGACUGAGGAUUUCAAGCUCUUCCUUGUGUUACUGUGAUUGUGCAGUGUGACACGGAAUUUGAAUCUUGUAGUUGUGUGCCAUUCAUUUUUGAGUUAUUAUCUCUUAACUAUUUAACUCGCUAAUGCAAGCUCUGUAUAUAGGAAUGUAAGUGGUAGACAAUAUUUAUGUUUUGUUAAACUUUUAUGAAGUUAAAACUGUAGAGUUUUAUAUUGCUGUUAGCAAAUAAUUGUGUUUUAAAAUAUACUUUUCUAUUGAAAAAUAAACCUUUUUAUAAAACAAGGAUCAGGGCAUCUUUUGUGAGAAAUAUCCUCUCAGUAGAAAGUCUAAUCUUUGUUCUUCAGAUGCCAGAAGUUUGUCACGUUGCUCCCUAUUCUUGAAGUCCUAUAAACGAGACAUAGACUCUAUGUCUAAAAUUGUACUUGACUGUACACUGGUAGAGUGCAUGCUGCAGAACUGGGAGCAAGCAUGGUCCCAGUGCUCCUUAGCUGGGAGUAGAGUUAUUAAUGGGCAAAAAACUGUGUAACAAACAAGCUCUGCAUAUUCUGUCAUUUGAUGUUUGUAUUUGGGAGCAAAUGACAGCGCAGAUUGAGGACAGUAUUUUUUACUUUUGUUUUAAAAAUAAUUUAAUUUGUUUCUCAGGUGCAGGUGAAAUUUUAUGUGUUAACUCUCACAAAUACUUUAUCUUAAUUUCCUUUGCUGUAGUUUUUCAUUGGCUAUGUGUAUAUAAAAGUCAGAGAAAUUUGUGAGAGUGUGAGUAUUAUGUAAAGUUAUAAAAAAUCAAAUCCUUGAAAUACAUAUAUCUUUUUGAUAAGCCUGAGAAGCUAAGAUUAAAUUAAUAAAAAUGCAGUGCACAUC
Haemorhous mexicanus (house finch) is the source of this 3488-nucleotide messenger RNA. RefSeq names its product tRNA methyltransferase 9B (putative) (gene TRMT9B). Gene Ontology annotation, molecular function: tRNA binding; S-adenosylmethionine-dependent methyltransferase activity. The transcript is spliced from 10 exons. The record is from RefSeq and is a predicted model, not a curated record. The coding region runs from base 1210 to 2604 and encodes 464 amino acids. Gene Ontology annotation, biological process: tRNA wobble uridine modification. Gene Ontology annotation, cellular component: cytoplasm; nucleus. NCBI's taxonomy places the organism in Eukaryota, Metazoa, Chordata, Aves, Passeriformes, Fringillidae.